CGCUGGUCUUCAGUUUGCUGGCCUCUGGAAUGGGCAGAUAUCAUCAUCAUCAUCAUCAUCCCUCAUUUCACCUUUGAUUUCUUACACGAACUCCACCGAGAGUCUGUAUUUGUGCACGUCGAUUACACAAUGAUAUGCGGAGGUAAGGUGAUGGAAGAGGCCAGCAGGAGGUUCUCAGAGGUGCUAUUUCUGCGGCUGUCAGGCUUUGUCCCUUACUCUGUUCAGUAACAACGCUCAUUUUCAGCAAGAAUCACCAUGAAGCCAGUCCACGAGCGCAACCAGGAAUGCCUCCCUCCCAAGAAACGGGACCUCCCAGUUAACAACAAUAACACCGCCACCAACAACUAUAGCAGCAGUAGCAUCAGCAGCGGGGCAGGAGGCAGUACCAUUGGGAGUGGUGGAGGAGAGGAGGCCACAUCUUCACAAAGCUCUGGAACGAGUGGAGAACCCCAGAGUGGGGGUGGUAGUGGUGAGUGGGUGCGAGCUCAACCUAGUGUGCAUUUUAGUGGAGUCGAGGGUCCAGAAGGUCUUGUGGGGCUGACCGUGGAUCAGUAUAGCAUGCUUUAUAAAGUUACUUUGCCCACUGGCACCUACUCGCCCACCAGCUUGCACCCCGUUCUUAGCCACAUUUCUCCUGCCUACACCGUUCCCUCCCCGGUGUUACAGCAUACAAGCGUUCCAUACCCUGCACUUGGCUACACUCAGAUACCCCAUUCAUCCUUGCAGUUUGUCAGUUCUCCAUAUGCGACUGCAGUCCCCUAUGCUGUGCCUCCUGGAUUUGUCCCCAGUCCCUUGAUAUCACAUCAGUCAGCCAUUCCGCAGCCGCACCCCGUGUCCCACCUGGUUCCGUAUCCAUCAGUCAUUCAGGAAGGAGUGGUUUCAUCCUCCCCGCAGCAGCAGGUCUCAAGCCAUGCGUACACCAAAAUAGCAGCACCUGGCGGAGUUCCUCUGGUGCUUCCUUCUGAGCAGGCGGCAGCACAACAGCAGCUUGGGACUGUAGGAAUACUGCCUGCUGCAGAGCUCAGCCCACGGGGGGUGCCCGUUUUCUACCAUCCUGCCAUGAGAGGCAUCCAACCUCAAAGAGACAUGCACAGCAGCUCCCUGGAGCAGGAAAGGGAGGUGAAUGGAGGAGACAGAGAUCCCCAUCAGGAUGCUGUUUUUUCAGCCAGAAAUUCACGGCUGCUCCAGGUGGCUCCUGGAGUUGCUGCACUGGAGCCCCAGCAAGACAAAAUCUUGAAAGAACGCAGACAGGAUGGUAGAGUCUCACCUGGCCAGCGCAGCACACCGGACACAGAUCUUGAGGUUCAGCAAGUGGUUGGACGGCUGACCUCUCCAGUCCAUGGGAUGAGUCGCAAGGAAUCAGCACACGUUCCCCUGAAUCUGUCUCAGAGGAGUAGAGAAUCUCAGGGUGAAGUCAGAUCAGCAUACACAUCACACCCUGCUGAAUCCAGAGCUCAACACCAGCAGAUAGUUCAACCAGGCCAUGCUGUGAUCUUGGCCAAUGGGCAGCCUGUUCUUGUGCCCUUGGACUACCAUCCCCACCAACAGCAACAGCAGCAGCAGCAGCAGCACUACUCAAGUCAACCAAAUGAUGUGGCCGCCGCAGCCCUUGUUGCUUCUCCUUCAACAUAUACAAAAGCCGUUGAUGCUUCAGCAGCAAUGUCUCUCCCAGAGCGGGCAGUGGUGGAGCUGACUACACAACAAUGUCAGGAACCCUCCCAGCAGCUUCUUGCCCCAGCCUCUGGUGGUCCUCCUCAAGCUCCUCUUCUUGCUCCAUCAGGCCCAUCACACUUCAUGAAAGGGGCCAUAAUCCAACUGGCGACCGGAGAGCUCAAGCGUGUGGAAGAUCUGCAGACUCAGGACUUUGUGCGCAGCGCUGAAGUAAGUGGUGGGCUGAAGAUUGACUCAAGCAUGGUGGUGGACAUCCACGCUAGUCAACAGCGGCCCGGUUUAGUAGCUCUGCAUUUCAAUGUAGGGGAGCAACAGAGCAAAGUGACUAUAGACGUACCCCCUGAACACCCGUUUUUUGUUUUCGGACAGGGCUGGUCGUCUUGUAGCCCUGAACGGACUGCCCAACUGUAUGGUCUCACAUGCCACCAACUUCAAGUAGGCGAUGUUUGCGUGUCGGUCACACUUGCACAGCAAGCUGCGCCACAGCAGAAACCAUCGCAACAGCAACUUCAACAAGUUCAGGCCAGGACUCCCACCAAAGCCAACUCCACAUCAGGGGCCCCACCUCAGCCCAUGGGCCCCCCUGCUCCCCAGAACACUCGGCCACAAAGCCAACUAAAGAUGGACCGCAUUUACAGAGAGAGGGACCGGGACAAGGAGGAGUCCAUGCAGGUUGGAGGUUUGAGACAUGCUGACGUGCCUCCAAGGCCAAACAGGACUUCAGCAGAGCACACUCAGAGCCAGAGUAACUAUUAUUUGCACACUGAGGGUCACGGAGCUGGAGUCUCUUCCAUAGAGGCAUCCCAGAGGCGCUGGUCUGCCCCUGGCUUCCAAAGAUACAGUAUCAAGAAUGAGGAGGGGAAUCUAGCCUCAGUUGCCACCUCUGGCCCCUCACGGCCCUCCUUUAUCCCUCAGGAGGUCAAGUUGUCCAUUGAGGGGCGCUCUAACGCCGGGAAGUAGCAGCUGCUAUAGCAGCAAACACAAAAGCAAGAGAUUGUCAAUGGAAGCAAAGUGUCAGAGUCGGUUGAAAAGGAUGCAAAAGAGGGAGUGUGGGAGAGCGAGAGAGAAUAUAGCCUCAGAUUGUUUGAGAUUUUGCACAUAUUGGAAGUUUUCUCCUGCCGCUCCACCCUUCUACACUUUUCUUUGCAUAGUUUUGGUAUUAAAGGGAUGGUUUACCCAAAUACGUUUGCGUAUCAUCCUUUAUUUUGUUCCAUGACCCAAUUUGAGUGACUUAUUUCUUCCAUGGAACACAAAAAGAGAUUUCAUUUUGGGUCUAGAGAACAAAUAAAGUCAUACUGGUUUGGAUUGACUGAGGGUGAGUAAAUGAUGACCGAAUUUUAAUUUUUGGGUUAACUAACUCUUUAAGCCAAGAACUUUUAUCGUGUUUUUUUUUUUUUUUUUUUUUUUUUUUUUUGUGCCAGGUCAUAGUCAGCAUCUGCAAUGAUCUGCAUGGGCAGCUUUAUCUGGUAAAUCACAUACCAAAGCCUGCAUUGUCUGCGUGUUCCUGUGGGUGAAAUAUCAUGUUCUGCAACGAUCACUUCUGCAAAGAUAUCUUACAAAUGUAAUGUUCAUUCAUUCAUUCAUUCACAAUUCUUCGAAUAGAUGUUUAUUUGAGAAAGGCCAGGAAUAAGAACGGGAUACAGCCAUAGCAUCUUGACAAGCCUUUACAAGUCUGUUCAAAAAUAAAUAUAUAUAUUUAAAAAAUAUAUUAAACUCCCAGAGGAUAGAUUGUUUGGAUCUUUUUUCAUAAAAGACAGGCUCUUUCUCUUUAAAUGUUUACUUUCCCUUGUUGCUCUGCCAGGUUUUUAUUGGCUAAAACCUUCAAACUUGGACAUUUUUAAAUGUGUCUCUCUCUAGAGAUGUUUUUCCACACUUUCCUACACUUGAUCUACACUCUCCCCCUCUCACUGCCUCUUCUCAGGGUGCUUCUGCAGAGGACUCCUUUCUAGUCUGGAGUUUGAGAACAAUAGCCCAGUGUCGCUCCAACAAUCUUUUUACAAUCAAUAUCCAGGAACUAUUUCCAGAUGAAAUCUAUCACCCAUUUUGUUAUUUUUAGCAGUUUUAUUCAGCAGUUUACUGUUUUCUGAGGCUCUUAAUCUGCAUUCCAAUUUCAGCAUGACCACUCAUCCUCAGCCUAUUGGAAUUUUUUCAGUAAGGCUGGCCUAGGAAAACAGCCUCUCAGUAGUACCUCACGGUUGGAAGCACGCUCCAGUCUGAAUCCGAACUUUUUUUUUCAUUUUUCUUCUGCAUUGUUGUCCUUUUUCCAGAUACAGUAUGUGGUGUCAGUUAAAAUCAACCCUGUUUGCGGAGCUAAGACCAAAUGUGGAACAGGUUCUAGCUUUUUGCGAAUGGCCUGUUCCUGUGGAAACGGAUUAUUGAUACGAAGCACGCAGGUUUAAAUGAAGUUGUCCCUGUUGGAAGCGCACAGAAGUGUAGAUUCACUGCUGUUGGGUGUGGACAAGCCCUGCUCAGUUACCAAAAUCAAAGCAAUAGUUGUAUAACACAAGCCUGGGUUUUGUUCAACACAUUUUUUGUUUUUAAAUCCCUUACUAGUCUAAUUAUUCCUUGCAUUACAGUUUUUCUAUGUGCAAAAUAUGCAGUCUGUCUAUAGAGACAUUUUUAACCUUGUCCUGCACUUCUCGUGAUUUUUCUAAGAUGAUGCAGUUUUACUUUGUGAUAAUCCUCAUUUCUAACAGUUAUAGUUCAUUUAAAACAUCACUUUUUACUUUCAGGUUAGACAGAUUUUCUUUCUGACCAGUAGUGUCUUCAGAGAUACCUAAUAUCAAAGCACACGUCUAAAUGGGGCUUUUUUUAAAGACUUUCAGAUUAGGAGUUAGAUCUGAGGAUUAGUUUUUGUCCUUUCUGUAAAGAUCUGGGCCCUUUACAUUAUGUCCUAACCAGGCAUGACAAAGACAAGAGAUAAAAGUGAUUAAAGAACCAGCUGUACCCACGAAAAGCGACAAGCAGCAGGGUGCUUUUGCAGUCACGUGGUUCCUAUUUUUGUGCUGUUGCGAUUUGAUCCAAAUCUCCUGCACCACAUAACUGUGUAUGUUUAACAUAAAAUAUGUUCUAAUUGGCUGUGAGUGUGUCACAUCGUGCAACAUUUCCACUUUCAGUGUGGAAACUUGUCGCACCACGCCUGGUUAGGACACUGUGUUAAAUCGUAAACUCAUCAUGAAACGGCUCUUUUCCGGAGAGAGCUUCAUAGAUCUUCUAAUUUCAGAUAUGUGCUGAGGUUUUUAUGAUCUUUUCAUUGGUUACUGUAAUUGGUGGACUCUUGUACAGUAUUGUGUUGUGUCUUGGCAAUAUUACCCAUGAGUGGUUCUUAAAAGAUGUACUGCAGGUCUUGUAUUGCACAGAUACGUUCACAUUUAAUUCACACUGACCUUUUACGGAAAUCAGACGUGUUUUUAUUUUAUAUUUUUUUUUAAUAAUGAAGGGAAAAUGUUUGUGUAGUGAUUUUGAAUUAUUCAGUUUUGUCUGUGGUUUUUGGCUCAUGAGAAACUGACAGGCAAGGUUGACACUGUUUACAAAUUAGCCAAGAAUAAAUGCUGCAGUUUCAGUUUUAGUAGUUACUGAAAAUUUUAAAACAGAUGAAAGCAUGACGAAGUGCAAUUAGACCAAAUAUUAGGAAAAUCAUGCUUUAUUCCAAACAGCAUUCCAGAAAAGAGCCUGACAUUCCCAUCAUUAUCUAGCAUAAAUCACAGGAAAUUUGUUUAGUUUUGUUCCGUUUUUUCAUAUUAGUAUUUUCAAUGUUUUAAUACCACUUACUACUCCUUGUUGGAUGGGAAAUUUAAAUUUUCACUUUGGGCCGAGUCUUCAAAUGAGAUUAUCUCCAAUAUUUUUCAGCGUUGUUAUAUCUUGGCAUAGUGGACUUGGAUUUGUUGGGCCAGAAUUGAAUUUAGUAAUAAUCAGUGCUCUUAAGAAUAACUGUUUUAGACUAUCACUAUCAAGUCUUUAAAA
Molecule: messenger RNA, 5634 nt
Organism: Myxocyprinus asiaticus (Chinese sucker)
Lineage: Eukaryota; Metazoa; Chordata; Actinopteri; Cypriniformes; Catostomidae
Product: ataxin-1-like
Exons: 3
Coding region: 256-2631 (791 amino acids)
Biological process (GO): anatomical structure development; regulation of DNA-templated transcription
Cellular component (GO): nucleus
Molecular function (GO): RNA binding; protein binding
Source: RefSeq, a predicted model, not a curated record